ACAUUCUGCAUCCCAAUCCCGGUCGUUCGCCGGCACGUUCCGCCACGUUCCUCGUUCCAUGUUUCACACGCUACACCACAGUCGACGACCGCUCGCGUUUCUGCAAUGUUUGCUUCUGCACAUGUCAAGUUGCCUGCUGUCAUGCACACACAAACACCCGCACCCUAGCCGUACAUGUACACGCCGCAACUGCCGCGGACAGUUUCGCACACAGUCGAAGGGAAAAUAUGGCGAGUUGAAGUCGUGAGUCGUGUCUGCGUCGAAUUCAGGUCCCAGUUUUGCGGGUCGAAAAAUGCAAAUUUUCGAGAACGAUUUAAAUUAAAAGUGAUCACUGACGAACCGGUAAAGGUGCCGCUUGCAAUUUCUGGUGAGAGUGCGACGGUUUUGUGUUUGAGUGCGUGUAAUAAGCGACAGGACCGUGCGACCGCGGCGGUUCCGUUCUAUUGCGGGCCCGUUGGAACUGGCCAUUGAGCUAGGCCCGGUUGGGUCCUCGUUGGGGGCGCCCGGGGAUCGUCCGUGCCCCUCGCUGCCAGCACCCAGCGGCCCGCGCUAGCGAGUGUGAAUGCGAAACGCGUCCAGUUCUUGUGUUUUUUGUUUGACAUCUUGGAGCUGUCAAAAUUCUGUAUUUUGCAUGGAUCCUUUGGGGGCCGCCAGGAGCCGAUUAGCGGUUAAAGCUCGUAGCCGAUACCAGGCUGCGAAAAGGUCUCCUUCGUCAGAAUGAGUCGUCCAAGGAGGCCACUGUGGGCCUUGUUUCCGGCAGAUCAACGGCUGUUUUCAAUCCGAGCCGCCGAAACGGGCGAAAAGUCCUUAUCCUGGUCAGGUCCUUUCCUACCUCCAAGCCCCAAUCCUCGAUCCUCCGCCGCCCAGCCCAGAAAUCCCACCUCAGACGGCAGAUCCCUGUACAACUGGCUCGAAUGGCCAGGAUCCCUGUUUGUUUUGCCAAAUUAUUGAAGCGCGAAAACGCGAAUUUGUGCCAAAAAUUGAUUUUCUGUUGUCUCGGGGAAUUAUGUAAAGAGCAAGUAAAAAUAUCUCGGAAUCGUAAUUGCUUCAAAAAAUAGUGGGUCUGGCUGCAAUUAAGCAAUAAUGUGUAGUCGAAAUGAUAAGAAAGUAGCGAGAAACGGGAAAGAAUGCGGCGAGCGAGCCAAUGUUUAGCGAAAUUUGUAAAAUUUGUAAAGGACGGGCGCAGAGCAUGCACCUGUCCUCCUCCUCCUUUCUAUGUUCACCUUGACCGCAGCCGCUUGUAGGGAACCAGCUUCGAGAUUAGUUUCGGUGUUUUCACCUCUGUUUUCUGCUUUGGUUUUUUUCUCUUGUUAUUAUGAUACUAAGUCGCGAUAUUGCAACGGAGGCUAUGAACUCAGCCCAUCGUCAUCGCCGGCCCCUCUUCGCAGCUGUCGUCGUUGGAGCUCUACGCGCGAAAAUGUUUUUGGAUUACAUUCCCCGCCGUCACCAGCCAGCUAAUAUUCGGCUGGGACAAUGAUUUAAAGCAUAAAAUUGCUUGACAUAUCUAUCACUCCAUUGCUAUGAGAACAGUUGACCUUUGGGCUUUAAGAGAAAGUUCACCCUUUACUAAGAAAUGGGUUGUCUGGGCAGUAAAGAUCGUCUCACAAAAGAGGACAUGGAAUUUUUAAAAACACAUACAAGAUACGAUGAGGCUACGAUAAAGGAAUGGUACAAAGGAUUCAAGCAAGACUGCCCAAAUGGUCGACUGACACCAGCUAAAUUCGUCGACAUGUACAAAAUGUUUUUCCCUUCUGGUAAUGCCGAAGAAUUCUGUGAUCACGUAUUUAGAACGUUUGAUAUGGAUAAAAAUGGAUACAUCGAUUUUAAGGAAUUCCUUUUGGCAAUCGAUGUCACGUCAAGCGGUACACCAGAAGAGAAACUUAAGUGGGCCUUUAGAAUGUACGAUGUCGACGGCAAUGGAGUGAUAGAUAUUCAAGAAAUGACAAAAAUAGUACAGGCAAUUUACGAUAUGUUAGGGGCAUGCUCAUCAAAUCGUCCAGCCGAUUCAGCUGAGGAACGGGCCAAAAACAUUUUCGCGAAAAUGGAUGAAAAUAACGACGGGCAAUUAACACAAGAUGAAUUUUUAAAAGGAUGUCUGCAAGAUGAAGAAUUGUCGAAAAUGUUGGCGCCAUAAAAAUAGAAAGCAAAAGAAACAAUUUACAAUAAAUAAUUCCUUCUCUCCUUUUUAUAUAUAUAAAUAAAUUGAGUAAUAAUCCAAGUAAUAUUGUAAAGCGAUAAGAAAAAAAAGGUGGAAAACAUUUUCGCUAGAUGUUAGGCAGAAUAGAAACAGCUGCAUGAUGGGGUGGUAAUUGUUGUGUUGUUUUGUGGAAAAAAAAAGUGAGUAAAUAGUAUCUCAAUGCAUUCUUUUCUCAUUAAUUUUUAAGUAUAUUUUGGGGUUGUUUGCCAGGCGGAAAAAUUAACAGAUAAAUAGCUAGACAUUAUAUACAAGGAAAAUAUCCUGUGGACUCAUUUCCAAUAUGGUCUAAAGAUUUGUUUCAGAGCCCCAAAUUGACGAAAAGGUAUCGUGCAAUGACUUGUAAUAUGAUCAUUAAAAAGAAAAAUUAAAAUAAUAAAAAAAAAUGAAUAGUCGUGACAAGUAAGAAGGGCAAAAGCCAAUACUUAAUCACUUUGCAAGGGAUUCCGACAACAUCAUACAUCGAUUAUAUUAACACAAAAUUCGAGAAGGACAACAGAUCCUUAUUCUGCUGCAAUAUUGGAAAUUUCAAAAAAUAAAUUCAUUUAAAAAAAUAAAAUUAAAGGGAAGGGACUAAAAUUGAGGAUGUACUUAUAAAUAUCUGCCAGUGAAACUAAACAACAAAAAAAUGUUAAUCUAAACGGCACAAAGAAAAAUUUGAAAAUAUAUAUAUAUAUAUAUAUGAAUAUAUAAGAAAAUCCUAGGUUUAAGUGGAACAAUUUAUCCAGUGAAGGAACCAUAGAAAACCACAAGUGGAAUAACAGAGAAUCCCACUUAGUUCACCAAUGCUGUAAAUAUUCAAUGAAUCAUAUACGAAUCUAAUUAAUAUUUUUUUAAAAUCAAUUUAUUAUGAAUAUUCAUACUUUAAAUUAAAUUUAAAUAUGAAUAGAAGAAUGGAACAAGCAGCAAAAAUGAUAAUCAUAAUUUACGCGUGUGUUAAGAAAACACCAUCUUCUCUUUGUGUAAGAGUCAUGAAAAUAUUAUUCUAGGGAUCUUCAUAUUUCAUUCUUGAUAUUUUCUAAUGUAUUCAGUUUUGAACGAUACGCAUAAUUCGAAAUGAAAGGAAUUUAAAAUGAAGGGUGUCCAAUUUAUCCAAGUCCAUUAUUUCCGUGGGAAAGACAGGAGAGAAAUGAAAUAGUAGAUUCUCGGUAGCGCAUUCAGGCUUUAUCGAGUUGAUUUACUGUCAAUGUUGGUAUAGAGUUAUACACAUAUGUUUUGCACUUUGAAAUUCUAGUCCCAGGAUUUCAAUAUGAAUGAUGUCGGGGCUAAACGCUCAAAUAACGUGUUCAACUGAAAGUUCUACACCGUUGAGGAAGCCAACGUUAAGCCCUUGAUUUGUGUUGUUUAGUUGGGAUCCAUUAUAAAAUUAGUUUCAAAGUUGCAUGUACACGUGUAUCCCUUAUGCAGGUACCCCUAAUCCAAACUAAUUGCAUCUAGUGAAAUUUUGACCAUCAGUGAUAUUUUAUCUUUAUUCACCAGAGUAUUAAAUUGAGAUGGAUUUAAACUUCAGAAGAUUUAUUUUGCAUGGGAAUGUUCAUGCACAAUCUCCUGUUUAAAUCUAACAUUUUUGACAUUGACAUUUUUUCGGGUAUCCAAAACUCUGCAUUGAAUUGUUUAGAUUCAUUUAUCAUGAUAAGAGUACUUUAAUUCUCAUAACCUUGGAUGGUUUACUACAACAUUCGAUUGUUUAUUAAUUCAUGUAACUAAGGAUAUCUUACGGGUAACAAUUAUUUUGAAAUGAUCAGUACCAAUAAUCAACCCAUUUAAUAGUUGGGGUUAUUUUUCCAAAUUGAACAACUAAUAAAAAAUGUAAAGCUUUUUGCAUGAUCUGUAAAAAAUACUACAAAAGCUGAUAAUCUUACAAAAAAUUAUCAAAUAUCUAUAAAAGCAUAUUACGCUUUUUAUCAAUUAAUUUUCACUUUGAUCGUAAAUAUCUAAAGCUGAAAACAUUGGAAAAUAUCAAAAAUCAAUCAAUUAAGGUAAAAAGUAUAAAGAAAUAUAUAUCUAGGGAAAAAUAAUGAAAUUAUAAUAUUUAUAUACAUUUCAUUCUUAUGCACUACCAUUAAAUUUAAAAAUUAUGAUAGUUUUACACAUAAAAAAAAAUGAAAGAAAGUACUAAGAAAUAACUUUUUUAUACAUAUACAUACCAUAACAUGCGAAGACGCGUACAAUUUUGCGAUAGUAUAUAAUGUAAUCGUAACCUAUACAUUUUUUUCCUAUACUUCUUACUUUAAUUUUAAUAUCCAUGUAUAUAUAUUUCGGUUAUUUACAUAAUGCAAAGUUAGCAAAAUACAGGAGGAUUCCAAAGAGGUAAAUAAACAAUGAAUUUUUAGUCGUGUAACAUGAAUACGUUGACAAAUGAACACGUAAUUAUUUCUGUUCAUCUUUCUUUCUAUAUAAUCUGAAAUUUAUGUGUAUUAUCUUCAAAUAUAAUUUCAGAUAAAUGAAUCGAUUUCCUAUCAGCUUGACGUAAUCAUGUUGGUUUUCGGAGAGAAUUUUAGUAAAUUUUUACAUUGGCUUGAAUCAAAAUUAUAAUAACUGUGGAAAUUGGAAGGCUAUGGGCGAAAUAUUCUACUGAAACAUAAUAUAUAAUAUAAAAUGUUAUAAUACAUAAUAUAAAAUAUUAUAAUAUUUUGUUUUAUAAAAGGGACAAUUUUAGAACCAUUUCCUCUUGACAACAAGUAAGGUUUUUACCAGAUAUUUUCUUCUUCUUCAGCCUUUGUUCUGUUUACAACCCGGUGCGGUUUUUCUUGAUCGGUUGCACCAUUUUCCUCUGUCGAAGGUCUAAUUUGGAUGGAGUCGCGAGGCUUUCAAAUCACCAUCCAGCGUUUCAAGCCACUAUUUUUUCGACCGACCUUUUAUUUGUUUCCCAUUGACUUCGAUUCGAAUUCUGGGAAGUGAAUUCUCGUCACCGCAGAUUAUGAGACUAUACCCUUUCGUAAUUUUUCCACGAUCGGUGGAACGUCAUAUCGAUCGUGGAUAUCCUCAUUUCGGAUGUGAACAAGGCGUGUCACCCCCCGGGUCCAACGCAACAUUUGCGUCUCCGCUAUCACGAGGUGCUGUUCAUUGUCUUUUAUAGUCAGCCAAAACCUAGAACCAGAUGUACAACUAUGAAAUUGCGGAUUUUUUCCAAAAGGACUAUUCCAUUUCGGAAGAAUUUUGAAAUUGUUUCCCUUCCAGGCGAAUCAUUCAUUGAAUCAUUUUUUCACAACUUCGUACGAACCAAUGCGUUGUGUGCAACCCUUUCAUGCAAACAAUCGGUAAUCUAAAAAAACUAAACUUGGUGUUUUGGGGCUCUUCCAUUUCCGUCUCGUUCAACUCGUGUGGUGCACAUCUGCCAAUCUUCUGAACUUUUCCAAUCUUUCGUAUGCAUUUGGAAAAAGCUUAUUGACUAACCCUCAAUUGCUCUGCGAAUGGUUUUUAUAUUUGAUUCAUCUUCGUCCAAAAAUAACUGCUAUUCCACAUCUUCGUACCUUUUUGGCAGUUUUCUGCGUUCCUCGACUAUCACGUCGAAGUCACCACUUUUGAAACGCCGAAACCAUCGUUCACGCAUAUUGUGUGGUAGAGGGUGCUUUCCAUAUGUUUUUCAAAGUGAGCGGUACAAUUAGACAGCAGUUUUAUUCAAAAGAAAGGGCAAAAUAUUAAUGCUCUCCGUGAAUGCUCCUUAUUUGGUGGAAAUUUCGACGUAUUCAAUAUAACACUAUGCGCACACGUUUUCAUUUUAUCACGCAGGCUCCUUUGAUACUUGUGGAUGGCCGAAUGGCACAAAUGUCAAACCUUUAUGCCAUACAAUGCAUUGGUGGGCUAUGUGUCUUCUCAAAUCCGCGGCAGCAUCAAGUAGUUUAGUUCAGUUUGGUUGAAGGCCGCAGUUCCCAAACACUCAGGCCUUUUGUUAGGCCCAUUUUUCUAUCCCUAUAAAUGGUCCCCCGUUUGCUGAAUUCGCUGGCUUUUACAAGUUUGAGCACAUCUUCCAGAAGUAGAGGAUGCGCAGAUUCCUCAUUAAAGAAAACCUUAGCGAGAUUUUUGGCAAGCCAGUCUAUCGGCCUCCCCAUUGUUGGCGAUGUUCGAGUGCCCUGCUAUCCACAUCAGGAAUGUUCCCUUCAAUUGUGUAUACCUGGUAACGGACAAAGUUUUUCGUUCUUUGCAUUUACUUUAAGCAAAAUUCUGCCUGAAUCCUCACUAUUCUAGAGUUCAUUAUGCGUCAGUUUUCCAUCGAUUUCAGCACCUCCUGGAUAAUAUUUUGUGGGAUUAUCGUAGCCUUAGAGCCUCUUUUAAAAUCCGAGCGAAAUUAGGAACAGUGGAAUAUGCUAUGCUCUGGGUUCUCAGGGACGCUUUUGCAUUCAUGGACAAAGAUAAAAUCAUCCAGUCUGAAUAUGUGUGGAGUGUGCAUUUCCUGCAACAACCAUGUCAAGAAUUCCUAUUUUUGACGUAUCGUGGAUAAGCUUAGAAUUUAGUGAACAAACCAUCCCACCCUUUGUUGUCACCUUUCUAGUGACACUUGUCUAUUCGCUUCUCAGCAUUUUCUUCCUUUUUCAGGAGGUCAACUCUGUUUUUGUCGUACAGAUAACGCGCCUCACUUACUAGUGGGUUCAUUGGGAGCAUUUCUACAAUAAUGCAUGCUGGCUCGCCUGGGGUCAUCCCGAAGUCAGUCUUACAAUCUAGUGCUUCCUCACAGACCUGCACUGCGCGACCAAUUUCUACCCUAUUGCAGCCAUAACACAAAUGACCUUUGGAAUUGAACUUCGCCUAAAUUAUCAGCCCAGCAAAGGAAAAUACCGCACGACACCGCUAAGUAUAUCCCGUCGAUUAAAAACAAUUUUUUACUAUGGCAGACCACCGGUAUACCUUCUCAUAAAGGAAGACCUGUUGUAGAUGGCCACUUACAACACAUAUUUCCCAUUGUGUCUAUAAGGCAGGUCGCCUACUGUGUCUAAGGCAGGUCGAGCGGGAUAAUGAUGUCUCAGUGGCGCUUAUUUGGUUUCAGCAGUUAGACUUCUGCCGUUUCCACCAAAUGGCGGAAGCCCCUUCCACUAUGCAUGCUUGGCAAGCCAAACCUGGUCUUGACAGCGAGGUUAAGUGCUUUCUUGAGAAUGGUAUCCGAACCUGGAGCUUUCUCAUGUCUGCUUCCUUGGCAAAUUUUUGCCAGUUGCUGCAGAUAUGGUGAAGACAGCCUAUUGCAAUUUAUACUUUUUUUGCAAUCCUUUCGGGAAGAGAGCAUUCACACUACAUUGAAGCGAAGAUGAUGGCCCUUUGAGCUUCUAGUUUUGAAAGUAUUCACGCUGGCCAGUGCGUAUGGACUUUUUUAAGAAUUCCCUUUCAGAUUCGUGUCUGCUUUGUUCUCUCUCUCCGCCUGAUUCGCUGGUAAAGUUUCUUACUUGGAAGCAUGUGACCCCUCAUGAGUACUUCCGUUUUGUGUCAUGCUUCUUGUUAGUUGUGCUUUUCAUUCUGUAGCCAUGUCUUCGGAAUUAUGGUAUCCUAACAGCACGUUUCCGAAUGCAAGCCUCUCAAAUGCUUUCACUGGUCAAACCGGCAUUCUAACACUCUCUUUGCGAAAUGGCUCUCUGUCGUAUGAUUUAUUUUUGAUUUGAAGGCAAGUUGUCUGCUAGUUACUGUGUUCACUAGCCCAUUAAACCAUCUCUUUCGCUAAUGCGUUACACACAUAUAUAAGUCGAUUAUUUAGCCUGAGCCUGUCCCUUGGACAUUGGAUACUUUUCCCGUAUCUGGAAGCACUAUAUUCAAUAUUGGGGACUGAGUCGCUGGUUUUUGCAGUUCAAUCGCUUUAUUCUGUAUGCCAAAGGAACGAAGACAUUUGGUGAUAUUCGGUGGCUGCCUCGCUAGGAGAAGAAUAGCACGUGUAGAUAUAAACAUUAACUUUUAUUGCCCUGAUGAAUCGCUCCUCCGGAAAUUUUUCUCUUUCUUCGAUGGCUUGAACUGCACAAGCCUGAAUUGCUGUCGUAUUAGAUAGAUCAUUGACUAAGACCCUGUCUAUCGUUGUUAUGUAAAUGAGUCUCUCAGCUUAUGGCCUCUCCAAUAUCUUUCAGACAGAUAGCUAGUGUAAAUGGGUCUUACGCUGCCUCGCAAUGGUUGAAGUUGAUUUGUGUCAACUUCAUCUAUUCAUUGUACGCAUAUAUUCGAGAUUCUCUAAAAUACUGGGUCUCUGGCAUCGCCUGCAAAAUGCCAGCAGUCGACUUUCUCGUCGAGCUACUUCCCCUUGCGAGUCAUAGAUUCCAGAGCUGCUUUCCACUCUUUCUACUUGUCGGGAGAUGUUGUCACCUCCAGUAUCACAUCUUCCUAUUGCAAACGCCUAAUUUGCUUGACAUUUUCUUCGAGGUUCGUCUACUACCGAGCGGAUUGAAAUUUCCCGGUAAAUGCCUGAGUCAGCUGGAACAUAUUUUUUGGAAGUAGUAACUAAUUCGGAAUCUAUUUUAUUUUUAUUGGUCAUUAUUUCCUUUGAUCCCCUCUUGAUCCAUGAUCCUGUAGUUAUUUUCUGAAACUUUAUUUGCAGCCGUUGUGAUGGUUGUGAUGGCUACUUUUUUGGGCUUCCUGUUUUUUCUGUGAGAAGCCUUUCUAUUGAAGUAUCUUCCUUUAUUCUUUAGCAAAACUACAUUCUCGCCAUCUGCUUCCUUCCCAGCAAUUAUAUAACUCAGUCUUUACGCACCCUUCAAAAUAUCCGCCUCUGGAGCAUUUUACAGUUCGUAUCGCUCUUUAACUUUUGUAAGUCACUGCUAUCAAUUGUUGUUGGGCUUUCGAGUGAUUCUAAGGCAGAACUUACGCUUUAGGUCAGAGGCACCACAUACAUUCACGCUAUGAAUGCUUGCUGACCUGGAACCUUGUGUCUCUGAGUGUCCUUCCUUCCUACUUGCGAAACUUCUGGACCCUUUUGCAUCUGAGUCGAUAAUUGACUACAAUCUGCGAAGUUGAAUGUUUUCGAAAUCUUUUUAAUGCAAAUGACCCUUGGCUAAUCCUUAUGAGAUUCUGUUUUCACUGAAUCAACAAUUCCCACAUUGUCGCAUUUUGAAGUAAUCUCGAAGUCUGCUCUGAGUUUUCUCAAAAACCCUUUUAGGGCUAAGAAAUUGGUCUCCGUCAAGCCUUCGUCAACAUACAAGACCAGUUAUAACUUCUGACCUUUUUCUUCUCAUAUAUAAAUAACAAAGGAUCCAUUUUGCCCCUAGUUCAUUAGAAAGCAGUAAUCUCUGUGUCAAGGGUCAUCUCUGUGAAAAGGAUCUUUCAGCAGUUUCUUUACACUCAUGAUCUUGUAAUUCAAUUUGAGGAUUGAAGAAAUCCUCUGUCCCCAUUUACUUCUUCCACUCAAGUGGUCCACGGACCCUUUUUUUUUUAAAGAAGGACGACUGGCGGCAGAGGGUGCAGCAUUUUAUGAUUUGCCUCUACCUUGGACGAAACCGUCAGUGACCCGUUUUGCAUUUCAGGUUUAUAGGGUGGUCUUUCCAGAGUCGUUUUGAUAUUACCCAUUUCUAGACAGAAUGACAUUGUGCUCUUUCCUGAUGUAACGUCUCUUAUGUUGGAGAAGUUCGCAUAAUAUACGACUUUGUCCUGAAUGGUGUUAGUAAGGAUCAUCAGAGCAACAAUCCUCAGGACAAUGCUGACCACAUUGCCUCCAAGCACACCGUUAUUUUCUAGAAAUAAAGCCCUACAAUUGAUUCAAGCAUGAUUCCUUAAUUCAAGAGAAUAACAUCACAAUAUUGUAUCUCAAUAAAUUCUCUCCGAAACUAUCCAAAUUUCUAUAUUAACACUUGCAUUAGAACCGGCACAAAUUCGCUUUAUGUAUAUAGAAAUAAAAAAAAAAUUCUUAAAUCGCAAUACAUAGCCCUAAACUAAUUCCGAAUACUAUUCUUGAUAGCUGCUCGGCACAUGCAAAGUUUUAAAUUUUUGGGAAAUCUUUAUGUGAGUGUUCAUAGAUAAGAUUUAAAGUUUUCAAACGAGAAAAGAGCAAAGAAACCAAUGAAUUCCACCCUAGGAUCAACCAAUAACUCGAAAUAAAAAGAUAAUAAAACUUUGCAAUUGACAACAACAAGUUCACUAAAUGUGAGAAUAAUAAAUAAUGAAAAAAGAAAAAAAUAAACUCGAAUCACUUAAUUCUCACAAUCAAAAUUUAUGGGCCAGGGAUAAAAAAGUAAUAGAGAUAGUAAACGAUAUUAACUAAAAGUCCUUUUGCAUCCAUAAUUCACGUGGAAAUAACGCUUACAAAUAAAUAUUAUAAGGUAAGAAUGCUUGUGCUUAAUUUUUAAGUUUUUAUCCUGUGAUUGUUUGCGGGGAAUCGAGCAACAGUUCUCAUCAGUCAAUUGAAAAAAAAAAAUCUCAGAGAUAUCCGGGUGUAGAAUUACAUCACUUCUGUCAUUGUCCGUUGAUUUUUGAUUUAAUUUUAAGAUCAGAACCUUUGAUUCCUAAAGGGCUGUUGAACUAAUAUUUUUCAGUCAGUAAGUCAUGGAGAACACUUUGAUCCUCCUUAAAAUCCCACACUUCCGUGCCUACAUAAUGGAGCGAAAUGUUUUUGGCAAAACCAGGUAAAAGGAAAUUCUGAGAUGCAUUUAAGUCACCUGCUGUAUGGCAAUUAUUAAGUGGGGAGCGUCCUUCUCUUGCCAUCGUAUCAUCAUCGUCCUGCCUUAAUAAGGAACUCCAAACAUCCCGGUUUUGUGCCGAGGUCCACCAAUUCGAUAUCCCGGAAAGCUGUCUGGCGUCCUGACCCACGCCAUCGUUCCAUCUCAGGCAGGGUCUGCCUCGUCUUCUUUUUCUACCAUAGAUAUUGUCCUUAUAGAUUUUCUCGCCUGGAUCAUUCUCAUCCAUACGGAUUAAGUGCCACCGUAUACUGCGUAUAAUACUUUCAUGUACUUUUACUACGAAAUAAAACAACGCACGACUCGAUAGGAUUCAAAGAUCUUGAAAUCACUUCUCACUUCCUUCCUAAUGGCCUUUCAGAAGUCCUCAGUCAUAUCGGAUGGAUUUGUUCUUUCUUUUUAGUAAAUACAAUUCACCUCAUCCACUACGAGCUUUAUUGGAACGAGGCCUGUGAUGGUUUAUACUGUUUGACCCGAUUAUGUCUUAAAUAUGAGUAGAUUGAACUGAAUUGAAGCUGAAUUAGGUCCCUUUUUAAUGGGGGGCCUGAUAGGAUCUGAAUAUAAGAGGGAGGGUCACAUUCUUUCUAGGAAUGAGCUAGUCCUUGCUGCCUUCUCUUUCCAUGAUUUAAGUGUCACCUAAAUUCAGCUUGAUAUCAGUUACUUUUUAACAACAAACUGGGGUACUGCAGUUGUUGAUAGGGACCACCUCCAUCUUUCCUUCCAUCAAGUCCAGUUUGAUAUAAUUUUUAAUAUUUGAUGGGUUUAACUUGAAUAAAAUUCACGCAAUCGAUUAAAAACUCAAUAUAGUUGCAUGGGAGUCCUAGUGAAUUUUUGCCAUAACAAUGUAGUCUUUCGAUCCGUUAUGUUGUUAUGCAUAUUUAUCGCUCGACGUCCUUCUGACUCCCGAGUAGUUUGUUCUUCAAACACAAAUACUUUCCCAAUUGUAACGUCUAAAAUCUUGUAGCGAGAGCUAUUUCGGCUACUCUGUCAACAUUCUUGUUGCAACCUCUCUAAACUUAUCAGAAAUAUACCCUUUUCAUAAGUUCCAGCGAAGCGUAUAAUAUACUUUCCUGUUUCUAAAAAUCCAUUACCGUUUUCAUCAGGAUCGAUGAAGAUGGUGUGAUAGUCGCAUGUGGUCAAUAGUGCUCACUCACAUGUCAGAUGAUCUUAGUUAGUUUAGUUUACUGGGGGGCCAUUGUUAGGCCCAUUGUACUAUCCCCGUAAAUCAUCCAUUCAAUGGCUUCCCGCCUAAGGCGUUCGCAGGCUUUAGCGAAUCUAAAAACAUUCUCCAGAGGCAGAGAGUGUGCAGAUUCUCCAUUGAAGAAAACCUUGCCAAGGUGUCUUCGUCUGGGAUCUCAGGAGGCCGGACAGCUACAUAAAAAAUGUAGGGUCGUCUCCUCUUCCUCCUCACAUUGGCUGCACAUAGUCCAAACCACCAUCCCAAUCUUUUCCAUACAGUAGUUUAAGGGCCAGUGUCGUGUUAAAAGUCUUACAAGGGUUUUCAUGUCCCACUUCUCACGGGUCAACAAAAAUGCCGCUUUAGUGACCCCGGGCUCUUUCACAAGGAUUUCCGCCUACCGGUAAGAGUCCAAAGCCGAGUGGGCGUGAAUCCUUGCAAUUUCACCCUUUAGAGUAGACUUGACAAUCCGGCCAUCCGGAUUCCAAAACCUGGUUCUUGCCCCACCAUUGUGGAUCCAGACCCUCGGCGAACUAGUAUGUCAGCCUCCUUAUUACCAGCGAUAUUUGAGUGCCCCGUGCCUGACCCACAUCAGGAAUGUUUCAUUCAGUCGACUAAGUUCCAUCUGAUAAGAACUCCACACCAACUGGCUUGAUAUGUCGUUGCUGUUUAGUGCUGAUAAUGCCGCCCGACUUCCGGAACAGAUUCGAAUGGUGUGCAGCAUAUAUAUCGUGAACAGUUUUUUUCAUAUAAGGUUUUCCAGUGAAUUUGUGAUGUCAAACAAUCUUUUGAAGCCAACAGUUAUGAAAUAUUAUUGGGAUGAUCCCUGAAAGGUCUUAGCAUUUCACACGGAACUGCCUAAACCCUGAGACUCAAUAUUCCACUUUUAUAAACUAAACUAAGAUCUCUACAAUGAUGGUAGUAUCGAUGGCUGUCAAAAUAUUAAAUAACGUAGCGUUUUCUGCUUUGAAGUUUUAACUUCAUAAGAUUGGCUGGCUGCAGGCUUACAUCAAGUCAAUAAUUUCUUGGCGAUUAUCGUAGGUUAGGUAGACCAUCGAAGUUAGCCUUUCCCCUAGGCAGUGGUCAUACAUCCAACGUAGACAAGUGUUUUAUUUGACUUUAAAAAAGCUUCCCAUAGGAUUCCCCUUGGUCAGUACCAACAUUUGCUACGCAUAUACCCAUAUCGUGCCGUUGUCCAAUGCAUCUCACUUUUGGCAAGCCAUUACUUAACCUAGAUUUCACAUGUAAAGUUCAUUUGCACCAUCCAUGACGUGAUUGCAGCAGAAGGAGUAACCAAUGGCACUUAUAAAAAGUCUUCUCGAAAAUGUUGCCAUCUGAGUAUUUGCCAAGUAAUGUGAGCAGAUUCUCUUCUCCAUAGUCGCCUGGCCUGUUCGUCGACCGGUUUAUUUUACGCUAGGCGCCUAGACUGAUCAGUUCAUCCCUGCGCUGAUUUACCAGCUUGGGGGAUGCUGCUAUCUUGCAGGCUAAGCGGUUAAACAAGGUCGCAUAGUCCCGACAGAACAUACAGCUGAAUUCUUUUGAGCAGAUUCCUGCAUUAUGAUAGAUGGUAGGGAAAAUUAUGUCUAUGCCCAUUCAUAGAAUGACUUUCGUACGAAACCCCUACUUUCUUUUGAAGGUCUUUUUACAAGUGUAGAAAGCUACGUAGAUUUUCCAAGCCGCAGUAUAUUUUUCCGAGGCACCGUUCAAAAUCUCAGUGAAAAACAAAUAAUGAACACGAAUUGCAGAAACAUCACCGCUUUCUUGGUACAUACUGCCAUCCUCACCAGGUCCUUGUCUAGUUUCCUUAAGAUUUUAUCCUUGACUAUUAGUUAGAGUAUCAGAGAGUUGGUGCCGCUUGGGGUUGACCCUCUACUAAUGGUUCUGGUUAAAUGGCUGCCCCACAGAUCUGUUUGGAUUAUUUUAUCGUAGAUACUAUUCAGCGCAUAACUCAUCUGUCCAACCUUAUUUAGGUUAGAGCCUUGUGUAAUCCUUUAGCACUAACAUUUGCUGCAUUUUCUAUGACCAGGAAUGCAAGUAACAUGCUUAUGGUAUAUCGCCCUGUCUAUUGCGCUCAUUACCUUACGAAGGAUUAUAUCUCUGUAGGUAACGUAAGGUAGAUAUGACGAGGGUCAGAAAGCAUUUCAUUGCCGAUCUUAAAUGAAUGUCUAGGAUGUGCUCUAGCAUUUUCAAAAUUGCAUAAAGAACAUAAGACUGAUCGGCCUACAUAAAGCCUUCCACCGCUUCAUGAUAAGGGGUGCCUGGCUCCGAUUUGGACACUCUACGUAUGCCCCUACAGGAAUGCGGUACGUGCUUACCUGGAAUACGGCUCGGAAAAUUAACUGACCACAUAACUAAGUUUCUAGCUCACAGACCCUACCGCUUGUUUAGAAAUUCAUUCGACCUAGUAGUUUUUCUAUGCCUCACAUGGCUAUAUUCGAAGAAAAAACGGCAUCCAUUCUUGGCUUGUCUGUGGAUCCUUUCCCUCUUAAACUUCAUAUAAAAUCUUCCACAAUCAAUUCACAUGUCCAUUAAAGAUUGUCUUAACUAGUGCAGUCAUUGCAAAUAGACGGACGGUAAAUCGAUUUUAAAUGGAUGUCAAAGGAAGGAAGACUGAUUGGUCUAAAGUCGUUUGCGGUCUCAUGACCAAAGCAUUCCUUUCUUUUGCCGCUGUGUUCAGUAUUUUGGCAGUAGUUCAACCAGGAUCGUCUCUUGAUGGCUCUCUUUUAUAUCUUUAAACAGUCUGUCAGUAUUUAAGUUUGUAGAUCUGUUGCAAGCAUAAAUAUAAUGCAGACCUUGCAAAUUAUCUUCACCAUCAAGAUCAGAAAUGUCUUGACUUCACUACGGCGGUACUGUGUCCUUGCUGUAUUUCAUUAUAACCUUUGACUUCAAUUUAGUUCUAAUAAAAUUAAAUUCCGGUCAUUCUAAAACCUUUGGGUGGCUAAGAAGGAUUUAAGAUGAGAUUCAAAUUAAAGAAUAUCCACCUGUGAUUUGAGAAAUAUCUCUUACUGUCAGAUAGUACCCUCCCACCCAUAAAACCUCAUAAAGCUGCUUACAUUCGUUGAUUUUCGAGCUUUACCAAAUUCAUAGAUAUGGUGUUGUAUACUAAAUGCUGUAGCUCGUCAGGUGGUGCUGUUGUUGGAUGAUGAAACAUCUAAAUCUUCUGCUCGCAUCGCAAAUCGCUACAUCUUUAGUUAUGGAAGCUUUUCCCGACUAUCGACAGGCUCUGGGUUCAUUCCGAUAGAUAUAUUGUCAAUUAUGCCUUACUUUUAUAAUCAAACCUCCAAUCCAGGGGUCCAUAUUAGUGCAACGCCAAAUUUUUCUUCCCUGAAGAAACCAUAUCUUUAGUCAUUCUUAAGUCAUGUGGAUAAUGUAGACAGACUCUUCUUUCUUUAAUACUUCCUAGUCUUCUAUAAGGAUCGCAGAGCUGUGAAUUUUGAAAAACAAAAAUGGAAGGAAUGCAAUUCUCCUAAAAAUCUCAUUAGCUGAAACUAACUCUCUCAAGAGAACUGCUUCUUACAUGUUAUGGGGUGGUGCCCAUUGAGAGAGUCAAAAUAUGGGAUAAGUCUUCUCUUAUCGUGACGAUAUGAUGGUUGAGGUUGUUGGGGAUCAGCCUUUCGAUCUCGCUACCUGUGCUUUGAACUCCUAUUUGCCAUGGAUGUCUGUGUUCGCCCUUGUGUUGUACUACCGUAGCCUUAUCACUUGCAUAGUCAUACAUAAUUUUGGGUGUAAUAAUGAAACUAGAGAAAAAAAAACUAUAAAAAGAUAAAGGUGAGUGAAGAAAUGGCUUAUCCUCUAUAAAGGAGUGAACAGAAGACAAGGAACUGCUCAAUGACCAUUUCAGACAGCUCGGGCCCCUCACUGUUUCACACCUUUCGCAACAGUUUUUCACUUGUUAAAUGACCGUUCACCAGCGCUAUCUGAAAAUAUCAUCUGUUCGGUUUCAGUACUCUUGCCUUUGCGUGAUUGAUUUCCUUCUGAGGUCGAUAACACAUUGCUGAAAUAGUUUGCACUUUCUCCUAGUUUUCCAGGAAAUAUCAGCGGAUUCCUUAACAAUUGCCAAAUACUAGCUCUCGCAGUUUCGGCUUGCUUCUCAGCAGUUCGUCUUCAGACCUUAUUGUCGUUGGCUUUAGUAUCCGGGCACCGGCCACUAUUUCCUGGUCUGAGGAUCUUCUCUCCCUUAACGUUGAUUUUUGGUUUAAAAAUUGGUUCUAUACUGGGUACCACGAUUGAAGAUUGAAGAGGUAAAGAUUUUAAACAAAGCCGAAAGCGGUUAGGGUAUAUGAUGCCGGUAUGCUGACGAUCAGGCUCCUCUUGUUGCUCUCAGGGUAGGCUUAGGAUCCUACUAGCACCCUUUUUGAUAGAGCAAGGACAAUUUCUGAACGUUUCCUCCAGUUCAUCUAUCAACCAGCUGCCUUUCCUCCUAAAACGUGAUGAGCAAUCAAAUCGGUCUUCGUCGGUCAAAUGAACUUUGUGGCAACUUGAGACGUUGAGACGCAACUUGGUGAAAUGACGUGACUCAUCGUGACUUUUUGUAGAACGCCCUGUAAUCAAAUUUUAUAGGUGUAGGCAGGCAUCCUAUACAUUAUCAACAUAGUGGCGAUAGAACUGCAUCUCAACUUGCGCUCUACCUGCUCGCAGAUGAUUUCAGCCCCUGGUUUCCAUGCUCUGAUCAGCCCCAGCCUAAGGAUUGCAAAGGGGUUUCAUCUCCGAAUUGGGCUUGUUAAAAGGAGAAAUGUUCUUUGAGUCAGAACUUUUCUUUGGUUUUAUCUAUUACGUUAACCGAGCUAGGCAUACACAACUUAUGUACGAAUCUUUCCAUAAAUUCAUGGCGAUGAUAUGUCGUAUGGUACCUCGUCCUCCGCCCUUCGUUCAAUACAGAAAGAGCGAAUAUGCAAUAUGAUCACCUUUCGAAUCCAUUUUCCGAUGAACACAUUCUGAAAAUUGAUUUAUUACAAUCCACACUACAAUCAUCGAGAGCUCUUCCUUUGAACAAUCUUUCUUUUCAGUUGACAGGAAAGCCAUUUGCUGAAAUUGUUUUUGUGGGGAUACCCACCUACAUCAUGCAAUCGGUGACCAUUCAAAGCAUCAUAUGCACCGGGUUAAGAGCAUUUUUUUCAAAUAAGGUGCUUGGGAAAUACCAUCGGCCUCCCUCCUCCUUUCUUCUCAAUUGAAAAUUCCAAUAUUGUUUAGCAGUCAUCCCCUCCUCUAGAGCUCCAUAGAGUUUUUAUGCUCCGCUUAAUAAUCGAAGUUUCUAGUAGUUUUGUAGGAUUUUGCCAGGAGUUGCUUUGUGACUCGACGAUUGGGUGGACUUUUUGGAUGGAUGCAAUAUAAAUUGAAAUGAUUUCGAAUAGUUUGAGCAAAACUUCAAAUGCAGGAGUUACAAAAGGUAUUGGAGGAAUAAAAUGAAGCGAAUUGGAAACUGCAUAUUUGAAUAUCCUGCACAGUGCAGACAGACAGAAUAGACAGUAUUGAUUGAUUUACUGAAUUGGAAGAAAUAAAUGACAUUGUUAAAUUUCCCAGAUAAUGAUGCCCCGGGCAGGUUCUCUCUGGAUUCCUAACGAGAGGAAAAUUGCAGUGAAAUUUCAAAGGCAACUUCGUCGUAAUUUUCAUAUCUUGCGCCCCAUGACAGAGAGAAUGCCCUCCCUUUGGCGAUGAUUCCUCCUUCUUUGUAAAAUCUUUCUUCGUUGUUCUUUGGAUUUUGUUUUGUGUGCUCGCAAAAAGGAGUCAAAGUUGGUGAAGAGUCAAAUAUAUAUUUUUUAGGGACUGUUUCUAGGCUAGGGAAAAAUACAAAGCAUUAUGAACCCCCGUCGAAAUAAUCUGCUCUUAGUUAACAAGGAUAAAGGUGUAUUCUUUCGUUUUUCAUUUCCAUUGAUUUUGUAGAAAAUACUCCAUUAUAUGGGCUCUCAUUUUUUUCCAAUCGCUACUACUCCCACACUGGAGCUCUGAUAUCUUUCAAUUUAAUAACUUUGAUUUGAAAGCACAAGCAAGUAGAAAAUAUUUUUUCCAUUCAUCUCAUGUUAUUGCACACUAGGAUAUAUUCGUAAGAACCCCCAAAGUUCACAAGUGAAAAAAUGGCAGUCAAAAUGGAUAGAAAGUGAAAAACAAUAAGAAGGGAAAACAAAACUAUAUGGGAGGACAUGAAUGUAAAAGAAAAGAUUCGCCGAGAUAAAAAUAGAAAUAAAAAUUGAAACUUGAAAGGUGAAAAUUAUGAAUAAAAAACAGAAUUUUUUAUAUAAUGUAAGUAACAAAGCCGCAUAGUGAAAAUAAAAUAAAUUAAAAGGAAAAUCUAGAAAAAAAAUAUUCCAGUAAGUCUAUGCAUCAUUGAAACUAUAAAAAGAGGUAAAUAUGAAUUAUGGAGAAUCCAAAUAUGAAAUGCGAAAUAAACAUCCACAACAUUUUUAAUUUACAAUCGAA
Molecule: messenger RNA, 18358 nt
Organism: Hermetia illucens (black soldier fly)
Lineage: Eukaryota; Metazoa; Arthropoda; Insecta; Diptera; Stratiomyidae
Product: neuronal calcium sensor 2
Exons: 7
Coding region: 1574-2134 (186 amino acids)
Molecular function (GO): calcium ion binding
Source: RefSeq, a predicted model, not a curated record